CUGAGCGCUUCAUGGUGGAUGUUUUUGUUUGGUGCCAUUGAGAGUCGGUUCUGACUCAUCAUCGCACAUGAGAACCAAACACAUCGCUUCUCUGCCUCUUGGUGAAGGUCACAGAAAGCCGCGAUGCAGACUUGAUGGCCAAGAAACAAAAGGAACGAAAUGCUCUGGUUCCAAUGCGAGUGCUUUCAGUGACCCAGUUUACAAAGAAAUUGCUUUUACCAAUGGUUGUAUUAAUCGAAUGAGCAAGGACGAACUCAGAGCUAAACUUUCAGAAUUCAAGCUUGAAACCAGAGGAGUAAAAGAUGUACUAAAGAAGAGGCUAAAAAAUUAUUGUAAGAAACAGAAGCUGAUGUUGAAAGAAGACAGUCGUGCCAGCAAUUACUAUGAUUAUAUUUGUAUUAUUGACUUUGAAGCAACAUGUGAAGAGGGUAACCCGCCGGAGUUCAUACAUGAAAUCAUUGAGUUUCCUGUUGUCUUGCUAAAUACUCAUACCUUAGAAAUAGAAGAUACAUUUCAGCAGUAUGUGAAACCAGAGAUUAACACACAACUUUCGGAUUUCUGCAUCAGUCUCACUGGAAUCACUCAGGAUCAGGUAGACAGAGCAGAUACCUUCCCUCAGGUACUGAAAAAAGUAAUUGACUGGAUGAAGUUAAAGGAAUUGGGCACAAAGUAUAAAUAUUCUAUAUUAACAGAUGGGUCAUGGGAUAUGAGUAAGUUCCUGAACAUUCAAUGCCAACUCAGCAGCCUCAGAUAUCCUCCCUUUGCCAAAGAGUGGAUCAAUAUUCGAAAGUCAUACGGAAACUUUUACAAGGUUCCUAGAAGCCAAACCAAACUGACAAUCAUGCUGGAAAAACUGGGAAUGAGUUAUGACGGGCGGCCUCACAGUGGACUCGAUGACUCCAGGAACAUUGCUCGGAUCGCCGUGCGAAUGCUUCAGGAUGGCUGUGAACUCCGCGUCAACGAGAAAAUGCACGCCGGACAGCUAAUGAGUGUAUCCUCUUCCCAACCACUAGAGGGCACGCCGGCUCCACAAAUGCCACACUUUAGAAAACAAUAGGAAGUUUUUUCAGUGAAUCUUCCCUCCUAACUGGAGUUGCUGCAAAGAGGUGGCAGAUGAAUACUCAGUGAAUUGGUCCUUUGCAAUUCCGAGCACCUUGAACAUUUAAAAUGCUAUUUCAGUUAUACUUGUAGCUAGUUAUAUCUAUGUACAUGAACAGAUUUUGUGGGAAGGGUGUACUGAAUUCUUUGUCACCAGCACUUUUGAGAUGAGCAGUAUUUGUUACCCAGUAAUAGUUCCUGCUUAGAACUGAAUUUUACAAUUUAAGACAUCAAGAUGUUUUCCUUUUGGUUUUAAAAUGCAAAGUUUAAUUGGCUCUCCCCUUGAAUGUUACCUUUUUGGUGUUAAAAAUAGGAUACAUUUCUACAUUGACAUAAUUUAGAUCAAAUCAUUUCAUAAAGUUCAGACAGGACUGGAAGGCAGGCCUUAUCUAGUGUAUUGUUUUUAGGAAAUAUCAUCGUUCUUGUAUGAAUUUCAUAAAGUAUGUGGUACACAUACAUAUAUGCCUGUGUUUCUUUUCAACUCAUAAUUUGGAGACUGGUGCUAUAUGUUAAGGAGUGUCCAGUCAAUCAUUUAAUUACAGAUUAAAUCAAUGAAGUCUGGAGAAAAUUUAAAGGGACACUAGAGAGACAGUGGCUGAGUGAUCAGCUGCCCCGCUGGUGGUAGAUGUGGCGAUCUGCUUCCGUAGUAAAGGUCUUGGAGACCGUGAGCCAGUUCUACUCUGUUCUAGGGUUACAAUGAAUUAGGAACGACUCGGCACUAUGCUCUUUGUUUUGUUUUAUAGUUUGAGCUUUAUAUUACGUAGAUAAAUCAGUGGGAUUUUAAAAAAUUGGGGUGCUAUUGUUCAUCUUCCUCUUGUUAUAUAUAUAUCUGCUCUUAGUUUCUUAAAUCUAGGAGACCAUGCUUUCAAAUAGACUUAAAAUUAAGGGUUGCCACUUAAUUUUGCAUUUGAAUUCAAUGUUGUGAGUCAUAUUAAUAGGUCAAGUAAUGCUUUCUACCAUGUCUUAUGUUUUGAUUAUUGAGAAUAAAAGUAACCUUGGCCUUCACUAGA
Echinops telfairi (small Madagascar hedgehog) is the source of this 2108-nucleotide messenger RNA. It is a transcript of the gene ERI1, whose product is annotated as exoribonuclease 1. Gene Ontology annotation, cellular component: cytoplasm; nucleolus. NCBI's taxonomy places the organism in Eukaryota, Metazoa, Chordata, Mammalia, Afrosoricida, Tenrecidae. Gene Ontology annotation, molecular function: 3'-5'-RNA exonuclease activity; nucleic acid binding. The transcript is spliced from 7 exons. Gene Ontology annotation, biological process: exonucleolytic trimming to generate mature 3'-end of 5.8S rRNA from tricistronic rRNA transcript (SSU-rRNA, 5.8S rRNA, LSU-rRNA). The record is from RefSeq and is a predicted model, not a curated record. Bases 68 to 1057 code for a protein of 329 amino acids.